AUGAGUACAUCACUAGGGAAUGUGGACGUGGAUGAAAUGGAAUCUUCCUAUGAAAAUCCCAUCAUCAACCCAGAGGCAGAAAAAAACAGAGCUGCUGCAAUGGCAAACAAUUUACAAAAGGGAAGUGCUGGACCUAUGAGGCUCUAUGAAGGCUCAUUACACUUUAACAUAACUGAAGAUAUGCUUCGGGGGAUCUUUGAACCUUUUGGAAGGAUUGAAAGUAUUCAGCUCAUGAUGGAUAGUGAGACUGGACGGUCCAAGGGAUAUGGGUUUAUUACAUUUUCUGACUCAGAAUGUGCCAAAAAGGCUUUGGAACAGCUUAAUGGAUUUGAGUUAGCUGGGAGACCAAUGAAAGUGGGUCAUGUUACUGAAUGAACUGAUGCUUCUAGUGCUAGUUCGUUUUUGGACAGUGAUGAACUAGAAAGGACUGGAAUUGACUUGGGAACAACUGGACGUCUUCAGUUAAUGGCAAGACUUGCAGAGGGUACCGGUUUGCAGAUUCCACCUGCCGCACAACAAGCUUUACAAAUGAGUGACUCUUUGGCCUUUGGUGCUGUGGCAGAUUUGCAAACACGACUUUCCCAACAGACCAAAACCUCAGCUUUAGCUGCAGCUGCUUCUGUUCAACCUCUUGCAACACAGUGUUUCCAACUUUCUAACAUGUUUAACCCUCAAACAGAAGAAGAAGUUGGGUGGGAUACAGAGACUAAAGAUGAUGUCAUUGAAGAACGUAAUAAACAUGGAGGAGUCAUUCAUAUUUAUGUUGACAAAAAUUCAGCUCAGGGUAAUGUGUAUGUGAAGUGCCCAUCUAUUGCUGCGGCUAUUGCUGCUGUCAAUGCAUUGCAUGGCACAUGGUUUGCUGGUAAAAUGAUAACAGUAGCGUAUGUACCUCUUCCAACUUACCACAACCUCUUUCCUGGUUCUAUGACAGCAACACAACUACUGGUUCCAAGUAGACGAUGAAGGAAGAUACAGUCCCUUAUGUAUAUUGCUUUUUUUUCUCUUGAAUUCAUCUGAGUUAUCUUUUAUUUAGAUAAAAAUAAAGAGGCAAGGGUCUACUG
Messenger RNA from Mus pahari (shrew mouse), 1061 nucleotides. Its product is annotated as RNA-binding protein 39-like. Gene Ontology annotation, biological process: mRNA processing. Gene Ontology annotation, cellular component: nucleus. Lineage: Eukaryota; Metazoa; Chordata; Mammalia; Rodentia; Muridae. The record is from RefSeq and is a predicted model, not a curated record. Gene Ontology annotation, molecular function: RNA binding.